This is a messenger RNA of Linum trigynum, 2684 nucleotides long. The record is from the annotation of a GenBank genome assembly. Lineage: Eukaryota; Viridiplantae; Streptophyta; Magnoliopsida; Malpighiales; Linaceae.
UCCUUCCUCGCAUUUCCUUCCCCUUCAAUUCGUUCCAGCAAUCCGUUGAAGUUACGCCGGAAUCAUGUACGUAGUUAACUCGCCGAUGUGCUGAAUUCCCUCCCUCCGUCGCCCAAAGUUUAUGACUUUUUCAAGAUUCUGUCUCAGGGGAGGUGGGAAAUUGGAGCUUCGUUUUCCGCAGAGAGUUCACUGGAUUGCUUUCGAACCCGAGCCAAACUGGAGCUUCGAGUCUCUGUUGUCGGAGCUCGAUUCGCUCGAGGAGAAGCUUAGUUCGUCGGCCAAUUUGCCCGCACCUUUUGCUAAAAAUCAAUCUCGGGGAUGUACGAAUGGGGAAAAAGCGAAGAGGCUUCCAGCGGCAUUCUCCAUGAGAGUAUCUGACGAGGAGCUGGAAAUUUCUGACGGUGAGGAGGAUGAUAGUCGAGGUUUAGUAGCGGCGAAGCGAAUCAAUUUUGAUAACCCUAAUGCAGGAGAGAAUGAGGAUUCUGGUCAGGAGUUUGGCGCUCUUGAUGUUCAACCUUACUUAAUGGAUGAAGUUGGGUUGGUGGAAGCUGCAUUGUUUGAGCUGAUUGAUGAACAUCAACUUGAACUAAAGGUGGAGAUUAGAAGACGACUAUCGGCAUUGGAGAUGGAGUUGAUGAGAAAAUAUCAAAAGGAUGCUUCAGCAUUUGCUCGUAUUGACAAGUAUAGUGAAGCAAGAAGGGAAACAGACUGGAAACUCAACACCUUGUACCAGCGUAACAUUGCUGAAGCACUAGAUGAUCACUUGACUGCUAUCCAGCGGGAUCAUGAAAUCAAGUCCCAGAUGGAAGAAAGAAGAAUAAGGAUUGAUCUAGAAGAGGCAAAGAGAAAGGAAAAGGCUGUUCACGAAGAGAGACUACAUCAAGACAGAGCCAGAGAAGAAGCGCAUGCUAAACGUAGAGCCGAGGAAGCUAGAAUAGCUGCAUUGGAAGCAGAGAAAAAAGAAAAGGAGGAAGCAGUUGAUAUUGUGAGAGCUUCCGCUUCAGCUCUUCCUCUGGAACAAGGAAGGCUGCAGAAGCUUAGAGAACUCGAAGACCAAAGUCAGUCUCUCAUGUCAAGGUCCAAUAUGAACCUUGACAAGCAUACACGGCCAAUUGGUAGACUGAUAAGACAGAUAAGGGGGAUAGAAGAAAAUGUAAGAACAAAAGCAAGUGAACUUCUAAAGAUCUUCAAGAAUCCUGAGUGCCCCGAGUCCAUCACCGUUGCAGCAUUUGCAAAGAAGGUUGUUGAACAUUGUGAAAACCCUGACAAUGCCGCUUUUGCAUCUGCUCAAGUAAUAGUCCUCAUCAGUUCACAGGUCCCAUAUGCAAUGGAUCUGAUUUUGGCGGAGUUCCAUAAAGCUUGCAUAUACACUGUCCCGAAGCAUAUAGUAUACUCAAAGGCUGCAUUCAGCUCUAAAGAGGCUUAUUACAAAGAACAGCUCGGGUUUAAGGAAGAUGGCGGGCAACUUGAGAGCGUCAAAGAUUACUUAAAACGUAUGGAAGCUUACAUGAGAUUGUACGGAGCUCUGGUUCAGACAGAAACAGUAUGUGGUAAUGAGAACUCUCACGGCCCAGCAGCAGGCUGGUUGUGGCUUGCCAGAUUCCUAAACGCUCUUCCAGCUAAUGCAUUCACUGCAGUGGCACUGAAUGCUUUCCUCCAAACUGCAGGGUUUGUUCUGUAUCGAAAGUACAAGUCCCAAUUCGGGAAGUUGCUGCACAUGGUCUCGAGUCACUUCAUGGACGCACUGAAAACUCGUGAUGAUCCUGACCUGAGGCUCAUAAUCUUGGAGAUCGAAUCGUACAUUCAAGACAGGAGAUACCUACAAGAGCCAGAAGGGAGGAGGAUGGAAGGGAUGCCUUUGCUCUCCAGCCAAAUCGCUUCUGAACAGGAUUACAAUGGGUACAAUUACUACUACUCGCGAUAAAUAUCAGAAUCUGUCAUCGUCGUCAAGGUGGAGAGAAGAAACCUCAUUUGUGAUCUCAUGGAUUGAUGUGCUCUCCUUGUUUAAGGAGCUUGGUUUCACAAGUUUUUCUCUACUUAUUGGAUGCCAGGCUCAAUGCCGGUUUAUUGUGUAUAUAUAUGAUAGGUCAUUGACCAUUCUUGACAAUCUAGUGACAAUUUCAGAAGCUUUGCUAUAGUAAUGUAGACAACCAUCUAAUCAAAGUGUAAAGUCUCAAAGGUUCAAUCUUGAAUUAUCAAAUAAGAGCACUACUACUUUGCUAUAUAGUAUUGGUGCUUUAAUGUAAAACUUGAAGUUGUACCAUAACAUUAAAUGUAUAAGUUUAGGUUGUACCAUAAAGGAAUUUGUAUCAUUAUGUUAUGGUACACCUUUACAACUUGAAGUUGUACCAUCACAUAAAGAUACAAGUUCAAGUUGUACCAUAAAAGAAUUUGUACAAAAAGUAUAGGUACAAUCUGAAGUUGUACCACAACGUUAAAGGUACAAUUUCAAAUUGUACCAUAAAGACAAAAACCUAUAGCACCAAUACUAUAUUGCAUUGUAAAAUUUCUCCGUAACAAAAUGUCCACUUGCAUUCACCUUCGUCCAAAAUUUCAUCAAGUACCCCGUUAACAACCCAUCAAUCCAAACAUGACCAUUGAAAAGAGAAAUUCUAGCGAUUUUAAAAAGUCAAAGAAAAACGAGAAAAAAAAUCUUCUAAUUUGAUUAAAAUUUUUGCAGACAA